AUGCUGUUAGAUUCCACAUGGGCUGCUUGCCCUUCAACAACCCGCGGCCAGCCAACCCAGCUCUCAUCUGACCCAAAAGGCGAACGGCUAGCCUACGCAUCCAACAGGUCCAUAUUCCUUCGGUCGAUAGACAAUCCGUCGGUUUCAACCCAGUACACAGCCCACACUGCAGAGACAACUGUUGCCCGCUUUUCACCCUCCGGAUACUACGUUGCCAGUGGAGACGCUUCUGGUAUUGUGCGUGUGUGGGACUGCGUUGGCGAGGGUGUCACGAAAGGAGAAUAUUCCAUUGUGAGCGGAAGAAUCAACGACCUGGCCUGGGAUGGUGAUUCGCAGCGCAUAAUUGCCGUUGGUAAAGGAAACCAGCGAUUUGGGCACUGCAUAACGGCGGAUAGCGGCAAUACAGUUGGUGAAAUAACGGGUCAUAGUCAGGUUAUCAACUCGGUGUCGAUCAGGCAGCAGAGGCCGUUACGCGCUGCAACGGCUGGAGAUGAUAGGACUCUAGUGUUUUACCACGGAGCUCCCUUCAAAUAUAAUACUGGUAUUCGGGAAAAGCACAAUAACUUCAUCUACGGUGUUGCCUUUAGCCCGAACGGCGAUAGCCUGGUUAGUGUGGGUGGUGACCGGAGGAUUUGGAUCUACGACGGGAAGACUGGAGAGGUCAAGGGCCAGAUUGGAGAGGGUGAACACAAGGGCAGCAUUUUUGGUGUUUCCUGGUCGAGUGAUUCUCGAAAAUUUGUCACUGCUAGCGCUGACCGAACGGUGAAGCUUUGGGAUGUUGAACAGGGCAAGGUUGUUCAGAAUUGGGUCCUCGGGGAGGACGGUGCUGCUGGUGUAGCGGACCAACAGGUCGGAGUUGUAUGGCCUAAUGGAAGAACUGAUGGGUUGACCAUAAGCUUGUCCCUCUCAGGAACUCUUAAUUAUCUGGUUGAAGGGACUGAAAAGCCAAUCAGACGAGUGGAGGGACAUCAGAAAAAUAUAACCACUUUAUCCUCUCGCGAGGCCUGCCCGGGUGAUACUUUUUGGACCGGUAGCUAUGAUGGAAGAGUCUGCCAAUGGAACCUAUCGGACGGAUCGGCACAAACAACUAAUGGGUUGGGACACAACAGCUAUGUUGCGGGCUUUUCGGCCACUGGAGAGGGAAACUCGGGACAUAUAUACAGUGUUGGAUGGGACGAUAAACUAAGAUCCAUUGAUCUGGAUUCUAACUCCUACACCGAGCUUGAUACCAAACUUGCUGCACAGCCAAAGGGCAUUGCUACCGCGGGAGACUUUAUCAUCGCAGCCAGUUCCGACUGUGUUGAGAUAUUUUCCAAGGGAAAACUCACUGGGAAGUACGCCUCUAAAUCACAAAUAACCACCGUUGCUGCUGUCGGUUCAACAGUAGCUAUUGGUGGUGAAGAUGCUUCUAUUUGGAUUGGCAAACUCGACGGUAAUGGUACCGACAUCAACAUUAGCAUCGAGACCAAACUGUUGAGGAACCGAAUUACUGCAUUAGCAUUUUCCCCCGAUGCAUCAAUCCUAGCUGCUGGUGAUUCGAGUGGUAGAAUCAUGGUCUACAAGACCGCAGAUGGCAGCAUAGUUACGGAUCGCUGGGCAGCACAUACCAGUCGUAUCACCUCUCUUUCAUGGAACAAGGAAGUGACUCAUUUAGUGAGCGGUUCGCUCGAUACCAAUAUCUUUGUAUGGAAUCUUGCUCGCCCUGGUGACAGACUGCAGAUGAAGAACGCUCACCAGGAAGGUGUCAACGUUGUUACUUGGAUAGGCGACGGAUCUAAGAUUGCAUCAGGAGGUGCUGACGGUUCCGUAAAGACCUGGAAGGUUGAGCUUGCGAAGUAA
Messenger RNA from Nannizzia gypsea CBS 118893, 1839 nucleotides. RefSeq names its product stress protein. Gene Ontology annotation, biological process: actin filament depolymerization; positive regulation of actin filament depolymerization. Bases 1 to 1839 code for a protein of 612 amino acids. The transcript is spliced from 2 exons. The record is from RefSeq and is a predicted model, not a curated record. Lineage: Eukaryota; Fungi; Ascomycota; Eurotiomycetes; Onygenales; Arthrodermataceae. Gene Ontology annotation, cellular component: cortical actin cytoskeleton. Gene Ontology annotation, molecular function: actin filament binding.